Ostrea edulis (European flat oyster) is the source of this 3309-nucleotide messenger RNA. Its product is annotated as inhibitor of nuclear factor kappa-B kinase subunit alpha-like. The transcript is spliced from 20 exons. Gene Ontology annotation, biological process: tumor necrosis factor-mediated signaling pathway; peptidyl-serine phosphorylation; positive regulation of transcription by RNA polymerase II. Gene Ontology annotation, cellular component: cytoplasm; IkappaB kinase complex. The record is from RefSeq and is a predicted model, not a curated record. Bases 117 to 2306 code for a protein of 729 amino acids. Lineage: Eukaryota; Metazoa; Mollusca; Bivalvia; Ostreida; Ostreidae. Gene Ontology annotation, molecular function: IkappaB kinase activity; ATP binding.
AGCAUUCGCUAGAGGGUUUCCGAGGGAAGGAAUCCCCCAGCUUAGACAAGGUACAUUGGAAGUGUUGAAAGUCUUGGCGAGAUAAAUAUAGAUUUCAAAUUGUGAGUUGCCAGUGAAUGAUGGCUUUCACUCAGCCAUCAAAGAGAGGCCAAUGGGUGGAGGAGAAGGUUCUGGGUUCCGGAGGCUUUGGUCAAGUUGUUCUGUGGAAGAAUGAGGAAACUGGAAAUUUUGUUGCUUUAAAAAAGUGUCGGGUUCAAAGUGAAAUGACCCAGAAACAUAGGGAACGCUGGACACUAGAAGUGGACAUCAUGCAGCGUCUAAAUCAUCGCAAUGUCGUAGCAGCUAAAGAUGUGCCUCCUGUACUGAAUGUCGGUGUUGGAGAACUACCAUUACUGGCCAUGGAGUACUGCUCAGGAGGAGAUCUACGCAGGGUGUUAAAUAAGCCAGAAAACUGUGUGGGAUUGAGAGAGUUUGAUAUCAGAUGUCUGGUGAAAGAUGUAGCCUCAGCAGUAGAAUACUUACACAGCAAAAGAAUCAUCCACAGAGACUUAAAACCAGAAAAUAUUGUUCUCCAGAUGCAAGAGGAACAGAUUGUAUACAAACUGAUAGACUUGGGCUAUGCCAAGGAGCUGGAUCAGGGUAGUGUUUGCACUUCAUUUGUAGGAACUCUUCAGUACUUAGCCCCUGAACUGUUUGCCAGCCAGAAAUACACAUGCACUGUGGACUAUUGGUCCUUUGGGACUGUGGUAUUUGAGUGUAUCACAGGAUUUCGUCCCUUCAUCCCACAAGUUCCACCAGUCACAUGGCAUAGAGAGGUGUGCAAAAAAUCAUUAGAUGACAUCACAGCAUUCUACAACGCGGAGGGAGUGGUGAAGUUUUCCAAGAAAUUGAUUACACCAACACACUUAUGCAGGAGUAUGCAGGCUUAUUUUGAACAGUGGCUAAGAUAUAUGCUGAAAUGGGAUCCCAAGGCCAGAGGAGGGGGUCUCAGUGAAGGAAGACCACAGUGCUUCAAAAUCCUGGACACCAUGCUUAGCAUCAAGAUUGUUCACAUUUUGUAUGUGGCCAACAAUCAACUUUUAUCAUACCCAUUACUGGACAACUAUUCCUUGCAAGCACUGCAACAAAACAUUGAAAAAGAGACGGGGAUCAAAUUCCGUGACCAAGACAUUCUAUUGGCUAGUGGGGCAUCACCUGACCCUAACCUUGGUGCACAGCAGUGCUGGAAUCCACCUGGGGAAGAAGACUGGGUUGUGUUUCUCUUCGUCAAGGGAGAAAACCAAGGAGGUGGCAGUCAGAGAAAUAAACCGCUGCCACCUAAUGUUCAAAACAUUGUUAAAGACUCCAAAACAGUCCUGCCAUAUAAUGAGCAAAAAAGAGCCUGGGCAGAGGCCGUAUAUUUCUGUUCUCAACAGGUCGUGGAUUUCAGAAGACUGAUUCAGAGUCAAAGAGCAGCAAUGUUAAGUUUACUGAGAACGAACUCCAGUUUUCUGAAGAUGAAGAACAGCAUGGUCAGCAUUUGUGACCACCUGCUGUCAAAGAUGGUGUAUUUUAAAGAAUGCUUACAACAUGAUCUUGAGAUGUAUGAAAUCCAGAAAUCAAAUGGAGUACACAAUGCAGAGAAAGUUGUGGCCAAGUGGAUGAGAGUAGGGGAGGAGAUAGAAGUUCAUCGAAACCUGAAAGAAAAAGUGGCCAAGUUAGACCAACAUUCCAUAGCAUUACAGACCAAAAUCAUCGAAUUACAGAAGAGUCCAUUUGCUCGUGCCAAACAGAAUGAAGUUCUAGAAGAACUAGAGAAAAAGGCUGUAGCAUUAUACCAUGAUUUGAGACAGGCAGGUAAAGGUGGAAGAGAGAUAUACAAAGACCAUACCCCCAUGGUUCAGAUUGUAGUCAAGUGCCUUAUCACCAGGGAUAAAAGUUUACAGGAUCUAUACACACAUUUAGGGAAAAUUUGUGCCUGUAAACAUGAGUUGUUCCAGUUAUUACCCAGCAUUCAGCAGUGCAGUAAACAGAUAACAGAUGCAACAGGCAAACUCUUACAGUCCCAUAAAGAGAGACAGUCUGAUAUCUGGAAUUUGGUCCAAAUGGCGGCACAAAAUGGCAUAUCACGACAGGAUUCAAAAGGAAGUAACUCUGCUAGCUCCUGGGGUGUAUCAUCAUUGGAGUCCAUGAAAGUUUGUGAUGACAACCGAGAGACAGUCAAAAAAGUUGAUGGCAUGAUCAGGAGUCUUAUGGAGGAACAAGAUGAAAACAUGUCCAUGAUGGAUUGGAGUUUUCUACCUCCUUUAAAAAACAACUCUUCCUGAUUCUUACACACAUUGCUCAACUACAAAUGAUUUCAACAUUCCAGAAGUAUCAAAUCUACGGGGAAAGUGCAAUAAAUUUGUGAAUAUAUUGUUAUGAUGUUUGAAUUGUUACCCUUUGAUCUGAUGUUUAGAUCUGUUACAGGACUCAUGAAAAACAUUUUCAUAACACAGAUUUCUUUUGGAAUACUGUAUACAUUGGUAUACAGGGUAAAUUUCACCCCCUUUUUAUUUUUGGCCUUAUCCUAAAUGGAUGAUAUGAAAACUUAGCAAAUGUAAAUUUUUUAAUUAUUUUAAAGUAGCAAGAAAUAACUUUUGGUCAAAUUUAGAUCUGAGUGAAAUCCUUUUCCAAUGUGUAUGGUGAAAAUAGCACAGGGUGAAAAUUUCCAGAACCAUCAAGAUAUACAAUGCAGAUGUUUAUGGAAUGGUGAACUUUUCGGUGAUGGACUUAAUUGUCAAAGGAAGUAGAAAUUUUACAUUCAUCCCAUUAUAAGUUUAUAUCACAAGUGUUGUCAAGCAGUGUGUGUGAUCAUCAGACACCCCAGUGUAUGUUUCUCUGGUGAUUCUAAAUCAGUCAGGUGUGUACCUCCAUUUCAUGUGCCUCGUUACACUGUUCUCUGUAACAUGCAUUAUAAUGUUACCCUAACACUGACCUUGCUGAGGUAUCCGGUAAUAGUCGCAAGAAGAAGAGUACUGGUAAUGUGUUUUGUGUACAGUGUGUUAUGUAUUGGAAUGCUCCCCGGUUGAAAAUAAUUGUACAUGCUCUCUUAUCGUAUGCAACUGAUCAAGUGGCAGGAGCAUAUCAUGACAUGUUUUAAAGAUAUGUGUAGGUAAAUUCAUUUUGACUGGUAUAUUGAAAAAGAUUACUGUGAUAUUUUAUUAUGAAAUCUUGUUUUAUGGUGCUUUUAUGUGCAUGUUUAAAUUUCAGAACAGGUGUUUUAUAGUAUUGUGAAUAUAUGACAUAGGAGUAUAUGAUGAUAAAUAGAAAUAAAAUAUAUGAAGCCAA